Messenger RNA from Chaetomium globosum CBS 148.51, 333 nucleotides. RefSeq lists its product as uncharacterized. The transcript is spliced from 2 exons. NCBI's taxonomy places the organism in Eukaryota, Fungi, Ascomycota, Sordariomycetes, Sordariales, Chaetomiaceae. The record is from RefSeq and is a predicted model, not a curated record. Bases 1 to 333 code for a protein of 110 amino acids.
AUGUGGAACUGCCAACGGAGGUUCCUGGAAACGGUCCAGUGGGUCGCCGUCAAGAGGCUGGCCACACCCCUGGAACCCGCAGCGGAUGCUCAGGGGGAGCUCCCCAGAGGACCGCAGUACGACAAGCUCCACCACGCACUCGGCAUGAGAACAGGCGCACCGAGAGCUCAGACCGCCAAUCCCCUGUCUCACUGCGUUGCCGGUUUCUCAUCGUCAACGGCAGAACUCGAGGUUCCUCAUUGGAUCGAAGGUUGGCGACCUGGGGGGUUGCUGCGUCGUGGUCGGCGGGCCGUGCGUCUGGGACCGGCAGGGGCAGGGAGGGUGAGGCACUAA